Pimephales promelas (fathead minnow) is the source of this 733-nucleotide messenger RNA. Lineage: Eukaryota; Metazoa; Chordata; Actinopteri; Cypriniformes; Leuciscidae. The record is from RefSeq and is a predicted model, not a curated record.
UUAAUGCAUGCAUGAGCUGUUUUAACUGAAAUCUUAAAAUAUGUCAGUAUCAUUGUUUUGCAACAUGCAACAGAACAAAAAUACAGUAUUGUCAACUCCGCCUCCAGUGUCCAGCCGGGACAGGCAAUCUACACUAACUCCGCCUCCAGUGUCCGGCCGGAACAGGCAAUCUACACUAACUCCGCCUCCAGUGUCCAGCCGGGACAGGCAAUCUACACUAACUCCGCCUCCAGUGUCUGGCCGGGACAGGCAAUCUACUCUAACUCCGCCCACCAGUGUCCAGCCGGGACAGGCAAUUUACACUAACUCCGCCUCCAGUGUCCGGCCGGAACAGGCAAUCUACACUAACUCCGCCUCCAGUGUCCGGCCGGAACAGGCAAUCUACUCUAACUCCGCCUCCAGUGUCCGGCCGGAACAGGCAAUCUACACUAACUCUGCUCCAGUGUCCGGCCGGAACAGGCAAUAUACUCUAACUCCGCCCACCAGUGUCCAGCCGGGACAGGCAAUUUACACUAACUCCGCCUCCAGUGUCUGGUCGGGACAGGCAAUCUACUCUAACUCCGCCCACCAGUGUCCAGCCGGGACAGGCAAUUUACACUAACUCCGCCUCCAGUGUCCAGCCGGGACAGGCAAUCUAAACUAACUCCGCCUCCAGUGUCCGGCCGGAACAGGCAAUCUACUCUAACUCCGCCUCCAGUGUCCGGCCGGGACAGGCAAUCUACACUAACUCCGC